Molecule: messenger RNA, 594 nt
Organism: Stylonychia lemnae
Lineage: Eukaryota; Ciliophora; Spirotrichea; Sporadotrichida; Oxytrichidae
Source: the annotation of a GenBank genome assembly
AUGAGCAGUUCAAACCAGCACAACUCUUCAUGGACUGAAGAAUAACUUGACUACUUUCCACCCUCUCCACCUAUUCAUAGCUCUAAGAACCAUAAAAUAGAGGAUUUUAUGCAUUCUCUGGACUAAUGUUUAGCUGAAAGCUUGAAAAAUAAGAGUUUAGAGUACUAAUUUGAUUUUGAGCAGGAAAUACCUAUUGACCAGAAUCAAGAAUAGAAGAAAACUUUGAAUUAGACAAACAAUAAUUAUGUUUGGGAUAGCAUUAAUAAAAGAAAUGUACCCCAAACUCCAAUGAUCAAGACAUAAUACAUCGACUAGAACAGUUUUUAGACUCCUUUCCGAUACUUGACUGAUAGACAGAAACACGCCUAAAAUUCAAGCCAAUCUGAGACCAUUAGUUAAACAUACAGAAAUAAUAGAUUAAGCGCAUUGUAGCACCAGAAUAAAUUUCGCAAUUGUGUUAAUGAACCCAAUUCUAUAAAUUAGUUGGCUCAGCCAAAACUAAACAACCCAAUAAAGCUUCCCCAAAAUGUUAGAUAAAAUCUCAUCAAUGCUAUAAAUUUCAACAAACGCACAUGUGAUGGAAAUAAUUGCUGA